GCGGUCUUCCUGAACACGAGGAGCGUUUGAAGGAGCUGCUGAGGGAAGAUGUUGCUGGAACGGCAAUCUUGUUCCCAUCGCCGGAUGCAUUGCCAGCUGCCGCGAUGGCAGCAGUGGUGGCAGGAGAGGCUCCGCGGAGGAUUGUGAUUCUGGAUGGAGGAUGGGCGCAAUGCAAGAAGAUGAACCAGUGGCUUGACCCAGCCAUCCCAAGGUGUUUCGUGGAGACCGCCACCAGAGAGGAGUUCGGCUCUACCCGCAAGUAUCGGGGACAGGCACACCGCGUUCAGACGGCGUCAGCCUUCGCUGCUCUGUGGCGAGAGCUGCAGGAGGACCCGCACGAUGUGGAAGCCGUGACGCAAGGGCUGGACGCCUUCAUGAGCAGCUUCGAAGCUCAAAUGGGCCCUGCUGGCCGCCUUGAUGUCCUGGAGCAGCGGAGCAGACAUGAGCGGGAAAGAAAGAAUGAAUAA
Molecule: messenger RNA, 467 nt
Organism: Symbiodinium pilosum
Lineage: Eukaryota; Dinophyceae; Suessiales; Symbiodiniaceae
Source: the annotation of a GenBank genome assembly